AUGGUGGAAAAUCAUAAUAAGAACAAGGGAGUUGCCGCAAAUUGCAGUGGUGAUGACGAUGAUGAGAAAUAUGUCAAUUCACUUCCAGUUGGGUAUCGAUUCGCACCUCAUGAUGAUGAGCUGAUUCUUGACUACUUACUGAAAAAGAUCAAGAAACUUCCCUUGCCUCGUAACAGGAUUCAUGAGGUUGAUUUGUAUAAAUAUAGCCCUCGAAAGCUCACUGAAAUCUGUAAACUGAAUAGAGCAAGAGAAAGCGAGUGGUACUUUUUCACUUCGAGGGAGAAAAAAUACCCAAAUGGUUGUAGACCGAAUCGGAGUGCGGGAGAUGGAUUUUGGAAGCCUACAGGAACUGAUAAUGCCAUCCCAAAUAACAAAAAUCCUGUUGGUUUUAGAAAAUCUUUGGAUUAUUAUUCAAGGAAGCAAGCUGAAGGAUGGAAAACGGAUUGGAAGAUGCAUGAGUAUUUGGUUAAUCCAAAGCUUAUUUCUUCAGCUACUACUUCCAGACCCAAAUGCCCAUUGCAACCUAUGCUGGCAUUUAUUGAAUUUCUUCUUUUUCUUUUUUUUUUUUUUAAUUUCGUUGAUGAUAAAUAAAAUAAUUAUGCAAAUCCAAGUAGAGUGAUUAGAAAUCGAUUCAAGUAGGGUGA
This is a messenger RNA of Hevea brasiliensis (rubber tree), 644 nucleotides long. RefSeq names its product NAC transcription factor NAM-B2-like. The transcript has 2 exons. The record is from RefSeq and is a predicted model, not a curated record. Lineage: Eukaryota; Viridiplantae; Streptophyta; Magnoliopsida; Malpighiales; Euphorbiaceae. Gene Ontology annotation, molecular function: DNA binding. Bases 1 to 591 code for a protein of 196 amino acids. Gene Ontology annotation, biological process: regulation of DNA-templated transcription.